Cololabis saira (Pacific saury) is the source of this 3709-nucleotide messenger RNA. RefSeq names its product immunoglobulin mu DNA binding protein 2 (gene ighmbp2). Lineage: Eukaryota; Metazoa; Chordata; Actinopteri; Beloniformes; Belonidae. The transcript has 16 exons. The record is from RefSeq and is a predicted model, not a curated record. Bases 128 to 3073 code for a protein of 981 amino acids. Gene Ontology annotation, molecular function: ATP hydrolysis activity; zinc ion binding; DNA binding.
GCCCAACCAAACACACCGGUGACAUUGUGGGCUUAAACGUGCUGCAGAUGAUGAUGUUUUGAAUCAACCUGACGUUUAUUCUUCAUGUUCGCUGCUCUUUCAGUGAUAUUUCAGAUAUCUGCUCGUGAUGGAGGCGUUUGUGUCCAAGACUCUGGAGCUUCUACAGGAGGAGCGGGAGGCCGAAAUCGAAGAAACCAGGAUAUGGCAGGAGAAUGUGUCUCUGAAGGAUCUUCAAAAUAAAGGCGUUUGCCUGCUGAAACUGCAGAUUGGAAGUCAGUCCACAGGCCUGUAUGGUCGCACGGUUGUUGUCCUCGAGCCAAGGAAGCAUCUUGGUUUCUCCUCUCUUCCGAGCAACAGUUUUGGGCCGGGUGAUAUAGUUGGCCUGUAUGACACUGCUGGAUGCACUGCGCCGUCGCAGAUAUGCACAGGGACAGUGACGCGGGUCAGCCAAGCAUCUAUAAGUGUGGCCUUCGAUGAUGUUAAGGAUGGCAUCAAUUUGGAUACAGAUUCUCUUUACAACCUGUUAAAAUUAGCCAAUGACAUCACCUACAAACGAAUGAAGCAUGCACUGAACGCAUUGAAUGGGUACAACAACGGGCCAGCUGCUAAUAUGAUAAACGUUCUUUUCGGAGACUCACAACCAUCGUCCCACUCACAGACGAAUGCUUUUGAGUUUUUUAACUCGGACCUGGACGAUUCCCAAAGAGAAGCCGUUUCCUUUGCUCUGUCCCAGAGAGAACUGGCUGUGAUCCACGGACCUCCGGGCACGGGAAAGACCACCACUGUGGUGGAGAUCAUCCUGCAAGCAGUCAAACAAGGGCAAAAGGUCCUCUGCUGUGCUCCUUCAAAUGUUGCUGUGGACAAUUUAGUGGAAAGGUUGGCUCGGUGCAAGGCCAAGGUCCUGAGACUGGGUCACCCGGCCAGACUGCUGGAGUCCAUCCAGAAACACUCGCUGGACGCUAUCCUCGCUCAGAGCGACAGCGCAGGCAUCAUCGCUGACAUCCGGAAAGACAUUGACAAAGCAUUUAUGGGGAGGAGGAAGAUGCAGGAGAAAGGAGACCGGUUCAACUUCAAACGAGAAGUAGGAGAAUUGAGAAAGGAGCUGAAAGACAGGGAGACCACGGCGAUUACCCAGAUCCUGAAAAGGGCCGAUGUGGUCUUAUCUACCAACACUGGUGCUUGUGACACCGGCCCUCUGAAGUUCCUGCCUGCAGAGCACUUUGACUGGGUUGUGGUGGACGAGUGUGCCCAGGCCCUGGAGAGCAGCUGCUGGAUCGCUCUGCUAAACGCACGCAAGUGCAUUCUGGCCGGAGACUACAAGCAGCUACCCCCAACUAUCAAAUCACAAACAGCUGCAUCAAAAGGCCUGUCCCUGAGUCUCAUGGAGAGACUCAUUCAGAUGUACGGAGACUCCGUGGUCCGCAUGUUAACGGUUCAAUACCGCAUGAACAGCGCCAUCAUGGAUUGGGCCUCCAAGGAGAUGUACCAGGGAAGACUAACUGCUCACCGCUCAGUGGAGAGUCACUUACUAAAAGAUCUGGCAGGUGUUACCUGUGUUGACGAGACCAGAACUCCACUCCUGCUGAUCGACACCGCGGGGUGUGGCAUGAAUGAAAUGGAGACCACGGACGAGGUGUCCAAAGGCAACCUAGGUGAAGUAGACAUCGUGGAGCUGCACAUAAAGGCCUUGACUGAAGCUGGGGUUAAAGCCAAAGACAUUGCCGUUAUCGCUCCAUAUAAUCUUCAAGUGGAUCUUCUACGUCAGAAACUUUCUUCACGACACCCGGAUCUGGAGAUAAAAUCGGUGGAUGGAUUUCAGGGCAGAGAAAAAGAAGCGGUUGUGCUGUCGCUUGUUCGGUCCAACAGAAAAGGGGAGGUCGGAUUUCUCGCAGAGGACAGACGGAUAAACGUCGCGGUUACUCGUGCGAGACGCCACAUCGCUGUCGUGUGUGACGCGCAGACCGUUCAGAAUCAUGCUUUCUUGAAGUCCCUCAUCAGUCACAUGACUGAGUUCGGUGAGGUCAGAACAGCAUUCGAAUACCUCAGCGACGUCGCACCGCAGAACUACAGUCGCACCCACAAAGACGCCAACGUCUCGUCCGCCAAACAGAAGGCCAGAGAUCAGCCGUCUGGUCGGGGGAAGCAAGGACAGAAGAAGUCCACCGGGGACAGCGGUAAAGAAAAUCCUGCCGGUCCAGAAAAGCACGCAAAGACGUCCACGCCAGCGCUCACAGAGCACAAGCAGAACAAGGACAGGUACGCCGAGAUCAGAGAGCAGGUGGAGAAGUUCAUAGAGGACUCAAAUCAGAGUGACUUACAGUUUCCAUCAUCGUUUAACUCGCACGACCGGCUGCUGGUUCACCAAGUCGCAGAGGAGCUGGGCCUCGUCCAUGAAAGCAAAGGAGAGGGCGGCGGCAGGUGCAUCACCGUCUCCAGGCCACAGACGCCAGCUCCGGCCAGGGAGCUGAAACCGGAUGGAGGAAAGGAAACGGUCGCCGCUCUGCAAAGCGAGCCAGCGCCUCAGUGUCCAGGGCCGAAGCCUCCAUUAGACCUGAAGACUUUACAUUUGGAGAGAAUGAAGAGGGAGCAGCAGAAAAGGGAGGAAAGCACUCAGAAAAAGAAGGAGCAGAGUCGCCUUCCUCCGGCUCAGGGCCAGUCGGCAAAGAAAGCCAAAGGGAAGAACAAAGUGAAGGCGGGUUCCUGCGACAUCGCCGCCGCCUCGGCUCCUGAUGACGACUUUGACGCUCUCAUCAGUGCUGUCGUGAAGGCUGACAGCGUCUGUAGUUUUACCAAGUGUAAAGCGUCCAUGUUGACGCUCGGACAGCUUUGCUUGUUCUGCAACAGGCAGUUCUGUUUCAGUCAUCACAUCCCAGAGGUCCACGGCUGCGGGGAUAAAGCCAAGAGUCACGCCCGGAUGAGAAUAAGCAAAGAGGGGGUUCUUUAUGCUGGAAGUGGGAAAAAAGACAAAUCCAUGGACCCCAAUAAGAAAGCAUAUCUGCAAAGAAGACUGGACUCUAAAUUAAAAGAUAUGGCAACGCGAAGGAAACCCAAGAACAAUGAGAAGGAGGGUUAGCGCCACCGCAACACCUCCGUAACUGAACAAAUGUGAUGAUGGACGGUCUUGUAAUCAGAUUUGCACUGAAUGCAGUCUUGUCAUGACAAGCUGCUGAAUUUUAUUUGUGAAACACAGAUUAAAGUUUACAAAAGUUCAUUCUCCUUAUGAAAGCACACACCUCUGAUAUAAAUACUCAUGUUCACGUCAUCUCCAGGUAAAUGUGUCCUGCAUAACAAACGCUGUGCGUAGGGCCUCAUCUUCCAACAGGGGCCACAUUUUGCACGAUCCGACACAUUUGCACGGUAGCGUAUAUGCGCAAUGGGUGCGUUUAUAUGCUACUGUGAAGCAGAGGAGAGAAAGGAGACCCUGAAAUCUGACCGUGCCAUGAUUGACAGCACUCGACAUCUGACCUGCACGUGCAGGCAGGCUCUUGCAGAACUACAGAAGGAGAGAUUUCAAUAUGUCAUUCAAAAGACAUCACAAAUCAAGAGUGAGAAGAAAAAAAAAAAGCAAAAGGUAUGUUGUUGAAAUAAAACUUUAGCACAAACACCUAAGCUGCCACUCAUUAGAUAGGGAUCUGUCUGGAGUCUCUGUCUAGACUGGAGGAUUGUGUUUUUCCAGCUGUCCUGAACAUUGCUGACAUGACCAGUUGGU